Messenger RNA from Eupeodes corollae, 6238 nucleotides. RefSeq names its product proline dehydrogenase 1, mitochondrial (gene slgA). NCBI's taxonomy places the organism in Eukaryota, Metazoa, Arthropoda, Insecta, Diptera, Syrphidae. Gene Ontology annotation, molecular function: FAD binding; proline dehydrogenase activity. The record is from RefSeq and is a predicted model, not a curated record. The coding region runs from base 734 to 2755 and encodes 673 amino acids. The transcript is spliced from 11 exons. Gene Ontology annotation, cellular component: mitochondrion.
AAAUAGAUAUGUGUGCCUUUCUGGUCAGAUUGUUAAGUGAAACUAUUCAUACAGUCGUUUUUUUUUUAAUUUCAUUGCCGGUGUAUUCAUUAAAAUCAUUGGUCUGCGGUUCCCUUAGUCAUGAACGGGGUCGACAAAAAUUAACAGAACAGAGAACGUCAAUUUUAUUUUUUCCUCCACGUUGUGUAGAAAUUUGAUUUGUUUAACUUUUAGCACUAUGUGUUUUUUCAAAUUCCAAAUAGGCCCAAGUGCAAAAUUUAAUUUCUUAGGAAUUUCAUUUGAUAUAUUAUCUACCAAGAAAUAGUAGAUGUCCAACUGAUGUGAAAGUAAUCUUUAUUCCAUUUUAUCCAGAAAAACGACAAAUAAAAUUUGGUAGUUUUAUACAACCAAUUUAUAUCACAUACAAACAUUAUAUAAUUAAAAAUAAAUUAUCCACCUGGAAAAUACAAAAAAGAACCUUUUGUAAAAGGGAGGAUAAUUUUAAAAUUGUUGUAUAACUUGCAAAAGAACAACAAAACAUAAACGACAGAGACGACAAACUACACUCAGAUAGAGAGAGAUAUAAAGAGAGGAACUCUUUAAGUCCUAAAUCAGACUCCAGGAAGAAAAAAAAACGUGUUUGAAAUUUUUGUCAGAUUACAAAUUUGUGUCUUGUGUUAUUAAACAAUUUAUAAAAAAUCCGCCGAACAUUUUAAAAACAUAAAAAAGGAACACAGAAACGGUCUGUUGUGUAAUGGCGUUUUUGCGUUCUCUCCGUCAUCGUACAACUAAUUUUGUAUAUAGCAAUAGUAAACGCAAUAUAACCAAUAAUGGCAACAAUCCUACUGUCUGCGUAACAUUGAAGUGGAAAUUAAUAGAACUUGAAAAUCCUAUUAUUCGGCCCAAAUCUCAUUCAAGCAAUAACAGUUACAUCAAUUUAAAUAAUCAAUCUACAACACUUUUACGUCGGGACGUGCUGGGUAAUAUUUUAUAUCGCAAUGUUCAUUCGGAUGCUCGCAAGCAAUGCCCUGAAUGCCCAUCUGAUGACCAAAAGCUCACAAGGAAUCAAGGAAAAGACAGAUCAAUUAAACCACAACGAGAUCCUUUGGACGUGAGCUUCAAUGAUUCUAUUGCUGCUUUUAAGAGUAAGACUACGGGGGAGCUUAUUCGAGCUUUGGUCGUGUACAUCUUAUGUUCCAGCCAUUACCUCGUUGAGCAUAACAUGCAGCUAUUGAAAAUCACCCGAGCACUAUUGGGUGGGAAACUGUUUGAGCUACUCAUGAAGUCAACAUUUUAUGGACAUUUUGUUGCCGGAGAAAAUCGCCAUACAAUUGUUCCCACAUUGGAAAGGCUACGAUCUUUUGGAGUGAAACCAAUUUUGGACUAUUCAGUUGAAGAGGACAUAUCACAGGAAGAAGCGGAAAAACGUGAAGUUGAAUCAUCGGUGUCAAGUGUAGGUGAUGUUCACGAAGAAGGCGCUUUACCUCAAUAUCACGUGGACAAAUCAUUUGCUGAUAGGCGAUACAAAGUGAGCAGUGCUCGAACAUACUUCUAUCUUAAUGAGGCUACUUGCGAACGAAAUAUGGAAGUUUUCAUAAAAUGCCUUGAAGCUGUAUCAGGUGCAACAUUUGGAACUGGAAUAACAGCUAUUAAGUUAACAGCACUUGGACGUCCUCAGCUACUUCUACAAGUAUCAGAAGUAAUUAUGCGCACACGUAAAUAUAUGGAAGACCUAGUUGGCGGUCAUGGAAAUGUCCUUACUCAUCAUAAGACCAUUAAGGAUUUAGAAAAAUACUACUCCAGUUUGGGUGACAACAAAAACGUCCAAGAUUUCCUUAAAAAUGUAACCUCUGAUAAAGAAGGUAUUCUCCACUUAUUUCCUUGGUCGGGUAUUGUCGACGAAAAUUCUCAGCUGAGCGAUACAUUCAGGGUACCUGAUCCAAAAACCGGACAAAUGCGUCGAUUGAUCUCACAGAUUCCACCUAAAGAGGAGGAAAUGUUUAGAAAUAUGAUACGCCGACUCAACACUAUUGUCAAGACUGCCGCCGAUUUAGAUGUCCGCAUUAUGAUUGAUGCCGAACAAACUUAUUUCCAACCAGCAAUUUCUCGCAUCACACUGGAAAUGAUGAGAAAAUAUAAUAAAGAAAAGGCAAUUGUUUUUAACACUUACCAGUGUUAUUUGACUGAAGCUUAUAAAGAGGUGUGCACUGAUUUAGAGCAAGCUAAACGACAAAACUUCUACUUUGGAGCAAAACUUGUUCGAGGGGCUUAUAUUGAACAAGAAAGAGCCAGAGCCGCAGCUCUUAGCUAUCCUGAUCCAAUUAAUCCCAGUUAUGAAGCAACAACUGACAUGUACCAUAAAGUUUUGACUGAAUGUCUGAGGAGAAUUAAGUUACUCAAGGACAAUAACGAAGAUGCUAAUCGGAUUGGAAUCAUGGUUGCUUCUCACAAUGAAGACACCGUUCGUUUUGCAAUUCAGAAGAUGGACGAAAUCGGAAUUGAACCGGAAGAUAAAGUCAUAUGCUUUGGUCAAUUAUUGGGCAUGUGUGAUUUUAUUACUUUUCCUUUAGGUCAAGCCGGUUACUCUGCUUAUAAGUAUAUCCCUUACGGACCCGUGCACGAAGUAUUACCUUAUUUGUCCCGUCGUGCUACCGAAAACAUUGGAGUGUUGAAAAAAAUUGAAAAGGAAAAAAAGUUGUUGACUAAAGAAAUUUGUCGAAGAAUAAUGAGAGGUCAACUAUUUUAUAAACCCAGAGGCAAUUAUGUUCCAAUAUAAAUUGAUGUGAAUUAAUUAAAUGCCAUUAUUAUGAGACACAAAAUAAUCAAUUGAAAACAAAACAACUUUUCAGAGUCAUCUAAAAUUAACAUACGUAAUACAAUGUGCGCCCGAAAAUUUUAUUUGUAUUAUUCCUUACAUUAUAGGUCCUUUGUUACCUUAAUAGUAAGUAAAAUUCUCCAUGUAGUCCGCCCAAAUGAAUCAUUUACUAGUAAAAGACAGUAAUUUUUGUAUGUCAUUCCCUUAAGAUUCGAUAUUUUGUAUGUAAUUUGAAGAUUUGUUCAUAUAUUUAGAAAGAGAAGCGAUUGUAUGAUGUUUUAAGGCCAAUAGACACUGAGAAAUAUUCAUAUAUUUAUUUAAUUUUACAUGAUUUAAAAUCUCAUUAUUUUUCACAUCAGUUCAGUUCAUCAGAUUUCAUAGCAUAUAUUUUAUUCCAGUUACUUAAAAGUUAAAAUAAAAAGCUUUUUAUUAGGUAUUGCAAAUAUUUGCCUUUUUGAAUAUCGGCUAAUUGAUUUAUGAUAAUUACUUUAACACAAACCAAUGGAUUGAUUUUAUGAUAAAAAAAUGUGUUUAUUUUCCUUACGAAUUUGCAUAAUGAAAAUAUUUAAAAUAGAUAAACGCAAAUAAUCGAUCAGUUUCAUAAAUUAAUUUUUAAAUUCUAAAAUUCUAAACGAAUCUUCAAAAAAUAUUAAAAUACAAUUAUAGGAGCACGCAUAAAAUACAAUACAUGCAAAAAUGUUAAUUUCUACGUGAUUAGUUGUAAAUGUAAAAUCACAUAAAAAUACUGUUUUUCAGCCAAAUAUUAAUUGAUGUAGCUGUGAAGAAGUAUUGCAAAGGAAAACUUAUUAUGUACUACACGGAUUAAACUUCAGUUGUGAAAAAAGUACGUAGCUUUCAAAAAUCGCUUUGAGCAACCAAAAAGAAUACUCAUUUUCGUACUCCCAAAAAUGUUAUAUACUGUAAAUCAUAGAUCAUGCACAUAUAUUACCCUUUAAUCCAAAACUUUUUACCUAAAUGCAAACGAAUUUUUUGGGGUUUCCAUGGGUAAAUUCAGAUUUUCUUCAAAUAUUGUUUUUUUUUUGUGCUUUGACUUUUUUUCUGCGAGAGAGCUGCCAAAUUCGCAGCUAAACAAAUUGCAUCAGUAUUGUUGAAAAGAGGGGUAAAUUUGCAGAAAUAUUUGGUCUUAAAUCAAACAUAAUCAAUUUAUUUUGCCUCAUAGAAUGCAAAUAAAGAGAAAAUUGUUUUUUGACAGAUCUAGAUCAAAAAUAAGUUGAUUUAUUUUACCUAUGGAAAAUCCAAUUACAGCGUCUUACGUCAACUGUAGUAAAUGGUGCAUUUUUCAAAGAAUAUAUUUCAUCAGUUCAAAAGUUUUCAAUAUAAUCAUGAGUUUUGAAUUUUAGGGGAUUAUGGUAAAUUUAACUUCUUUAAGGCCUGAAACGUGGGAAUAAUAUCUAAACAUUUUGUAUAACGUCGCACGGUGUUAUGAUUAUUUUUAAUGGUUAGAUUGGAAAAUAAAUAAAUUACUAAUCAAAUUCAUAGGCAAAAUUAAACUUAAGAAUAUGCUCUUAAUUUAAAAUGAUAACAAUUGUCAGCAAAUGUUUUCUCAUAAUUAUAACUUUAAAUUAUUACCAUAAAAGCUGAAAUUACAAAUUUUAAGAAAGUUAAGAGACCCUACGCUAGAGUAUUUUGUGUAAGUUAAUUAAUACGUGUAAAUGUUAUAUUUUAGGCUGCAUUUUAAAUUAUCUUUUUGGGCAUAAUUAAAUUUUAAGAUUUUUGCGUUUUAAAAUUUAAACAAUAAUUGUUGCUUUUUUUAAAACUAUAAUUUAAAACAAAGAAAAUGAAAGAAAUAAGAAAAAUAACAUGACUUCUAAAAUGAUAUUUUAUUUUUAUUUGGUGUACAUGAAAGACAUUUUUUGAGAGUGUAAAAAGGAAUUUAAAAUAGUAAGGAUAUGUUUUUAGUAAUUUUUAGUUUUUAAUAAAGAAUUUUGCUGCUUUAAAAAUUAUUUUUAUAGGUAGACCAAUUUUAAAUGAGCUUAAAAACGUUCAAUUCAUUUUCUUUUCUCAAGGCAUGUAUGUGCAUACUUUAAGUUUAAAAGGUUUAUCGUUUGUAACUCGAAAAACAUCAAUUUAAAAAAGACAAUAAAUUAAAAGCAAGAUUUCGAACCCUAUUAGACUUGAACCUUGAACUUAAAGUUUGAUGUAAACAAAUCAUUAAUUAUAGAAAUACUAUAAUUAAUGAUUUGUCUAGAUUAAAGUACUUGUCAAAUUUGGCUAAAAGAAAAUCAAGUAAUUUUCUAUCCUUUGUUGCGAAUAGGUGAUCGUAUGUACAUAGAAAUAGUAUGUGUAUACCAGCCCUCGAUCUGAACAUUGAUGCUCCUCUAAAGCUAUUAGCUAAAAAACUACCAAUGCAUACAUAUAUACACAUAUUCAAGCACAAAUCUAAAUUUUGCAUUCUAAAUUUGCAAACCUUGCAUAUUAUACAUAUUUCUUUGGAACACCUUUUGGUUACAAACAUAUAAUAAUAGGGAUUUCUAUUAGCAAUUAUUUUUUUAAGCUGGUGUCCCUUAGUCAUGGACCUGAAAAGGUUCAAUAACUUGCAGUACUGCAUUAUAAAGGUUUUCGUCUAGUAGAUGUUUUAAUAAAAUUUUGAAAAAGUUCCUAGCUUUUAAUGGGUUUGUUUACUAACCCUGUCCAUAAAUUAUUUUUUAAUUUAAAGUAUUUGGAAUUUUUAAUAACCUCUCCUUUUGAUUUUGAAUGUAGACAGUAUGAUCGAUCAUUACACGAGUUUCACUGUGCUAUCAGCAAUUGUAAAAUAGUUCAGCUUUGACUUCUUUCUUGUUUUCAAACAUACAUUUUAUUAGACGUUUCACAAACAAACGGCCCCUUUCGCAUGCUGUUUUUAUAAUUUCAAAAAGACCCUAUCUCUGAAACGGUUGAGUAUAUAGAAAACUGUUUAAGACACAAAUUUGUUACUUUUCAUCAAAGAUAAAGAUUGAUUAUAUCAGACUUUAUUUUUCAGUUUAAAAAUGGAGAUGUUUUAUUUUAAAAGACACAAUCUAAGGCGCAGUAAUGCUUUAUCUACAAGUUAAAAGCGAACAACGAAUUAAAAAAAUUAUGAAGUUCCAGGUCUGCACUUAAUUUCUUUUAUGAACGAUAGGACAAGCCCAACAUUUAUUUAAUUUAAUUAUUGUUUAAGCAUAAUUAAGCUUUAAUUUUCAGGAUUUUAAAAUUUGUAUGCAUAUAAUGUUCUUACUGUUAGUAGUUAUAAUAAUUGACAAUGCUUAUACUUUAGGUGUAUAGUCGAAACUAUUUCAAAUGACAAUAAUAUACUUGUAUGUGGAAUUAUUACAAACUAAAUACAUUUAAAUUUCUUUUUUUUCCAAAGUAUUAAUAUAAUUAUGCAUGUAUAUUGUAUAUGUAUACAUACAAAUGAUUUAUUAAAUGUACAAUAUUUAUAAACAAAAUAAAGCCAUGUUUUAAGAA